CUCCAACUACUUGCGAGGGCAUCCCGGCAAUUGAAAAUCACUAAGAACAAUGAUAAGCAAGCCAGAAAAAGCUACAUGAAUCAAAAACCAAGCAAGUGCGAAAAAAAAAAAUAGAAUGAUACUAUCUUUACACGCCGGCAUCCGGUCAAGUGGGUUUCAUUUGGGUGGCUUUAACCCCGCUCUGUUCAAGCAAGGGACCUCCUUCCCGACUCGAGCACAGGGCACCAAUAGAGCAAUGCUCGGCUGGUUCACUGAGCAUUGGCUUGCGCUAGGCUAGGAAGGAGCUUCCCGAUUCUGUGUGGCCCAUCCAUUUGCUCGGGUAGCCAGCUCCAUCCUUCCCGCAACUUCCCCAAGCCAGCCAAACUCCUCCCUUACCUCGCUUCAACUAAGGUUAGGUAUCCUACCUCUGCCUGUCUCAUGCGAACAGAUCUGCAUUAUCGAGAACCGAUAUUGAUCUCAGCCCAAGUGGCUUAACGUGGAAUAGAGACUUUCCCCUAAUCCACCAAUCUAGUUUUCUGCGGCGGCUCAACAAUCUCGAACGUACCACGACACCGACCGAGCAAUCCUUGAUUGUCAAAUUUGCGUUAUCUCUCCCGAUCUACUUGAAUUUUCACGAGCUCAUACGAUAUGACCACCCGUUGAUUCAGGCCAGCGACACCCCGCGACAGCCCACCGAUAGCCAGUUACUACGCGCUUCAGCCACCUUCAUUCGAGCUUCUGUUUUUACUCUCUCGACGAUCCUACCGACCCCCGAACCUGCGGUCUAGUCAAAUUGCUUGUGUGCAAUCAUUGCGCUACGCUUUUCUUGCCCUGAGCUUUGCAAGGACGAAAGGGUUCACGAAAAACACCACGGAACAACGUUCGUUUGCUUAGACCGAAGCUUUACUGUUCCCGCGGCCGCCCAAACUCAGUGACCUGCCUUCGCUUAGCAUGAAUACUUCUGCCUGAAGUCACCUGCAAACAGUAUUUGCUACGAACUAUUAGCUGCCGAUUCUCGACCCGUUGGUGACGUCGACUAUAGCUGCCCAGCUCACCGCACAACUGGCAAGGCCUUCCAAAUUAGCCGAAUAAAACACGUUUUUGUACUUGUUCGGUUCUUGAUCUCGAGCCUGGACCAGAGUAUCUUGGGCGCCACUGCGUGUUACCAUCCCUUCUGCCUGUUAGGAGUAUCAAUAAGCGCGAGCCAACGGCCUGUCCUGCUAGACAAAUAUUCGGUUUAUCGCCAUCGGGAGCCGUAGGUCCAUCGCCUGAGCGCGAGGGGAGGGACCGUCAUGCGACGGCGUACGUCACCAUCGCCCUCGGCCUAUAGGGUACAUCAGUCCCAACAUGGACAGGUCGCCAAUGCCGGCCACGGCCCCGGUGGCCAGCCUGUGUCGACCUCGUCCCUUUUGAGGUCGUUCAAUGUCGAAACGAACCCCACAAGACCCAUGCGGCCCAGUCCUCUGACUGCCUCAACGAUUCGGGAUAUGCCCCUUGACCUUGUCGACCGAAUAAGAUCCUUCCCUCUCUUCAUGUCCGCACCUGAUGAAUUUCUCGCCGCUAUUGGAAAGCAUCUCAGGCCACAAGUCCAUGCUCCUCACGAUCACAUCUUGACGGAAGGCGAUGAGGCAAGGGCAAUGUAUUGGCUCGUGCGAGGUGUCGUGGCUGUCACGUCCCGCGAUGGCGAGGCUGUCUAUGCGGAACUCAAGCCAGGCGCUUUCUUUGGUGAAAUCGGUGUGCUCAUGGACAUGCCUCGCACUGCGACCAUCAUUGCACGCUCAAAAUGCUUGCUCGUUGUGCUCAAGAAGGAGGACCUGCAAACGGAGCUUCCCCGCUUUCCUGAAAUGGAGCAGGCCAUCAGACAAGAAGCUCAAGAACGCCUUAAUAUUCUCAAGAAGAAGCAACAAGAGCGGGCGGGCAGCCAUCUCAAGUCGAUAGACAAGAGCAAAUCCAGGGAGGCCGCACCUGGAGAGGUAGCCACGGGUGAGACGGGAAGCAUCACAGAACGAUUUGUGGUGAACAGAAAGAAGCGCAAGUCACCAAGUCCCGGUAUCAUUGAAGACCCGGCAGUGGGUGGCAGUGCCCUCGGAAGCGGAUACGUAAAUGUUCGGAAGACUCUCACAGAGCUGCCACUCUUUUCGGCCCUUCCGUCCGACAUACUUCACUUCCUGGGUUUGAGUGCGAUACCGAAAUCUUUCCCACCCUUCACCGAUAUCAUACAGCAAGGUAGUCAAGGCAACGAGAUAUACUUUGUCGUGCGUGGUGAAGCCGAGGUCAUUCACGAGGACGCACCCGGACCAACCACUCGAAGGGCAACACGGGCUUCAUACGUUAGACCGAGACUUCACCAAGGACAGUACUUUGGCGAGGUCGCCAGUCUUGGACUUUCUCCGGGACGUACGGCCACAGUGCGGUCAAUCACGACGGUGGAAUGCUUGGUGAUAAGCGGUCAGGCACUGGAGGAGUUGUGGAGGCGCUGCCCGCCAGAGUUGAAGCUACAGGUGGAAGAGACGGCCCGUAUGCGAUACCAAAAGAAGAAGGAAGAGGAAGACGUCGAGAUGGAAGACGCAGGAAAUGGCGACGCCGAACCACAAGGCCGACCCAGAACUCCCACAAAACAGCUGUUGCCUCAAGUAACGUUCACAACACCAUCGAAGCCUACGUCACCCAGCAAACAUGAAACUGAGACUCGCCAACCGACAGAUCCAGACCCAUACCUCAGUGUGGACAUGGAGAACAUGCGGAACCGUCGCAGAAAUUCUUUGGCCCCUCCCACCCCGCAGACAGAACCCUCAUUGUCACGGCCAGGGUAAGCAUAGCACGGAAGCUAGUCUAUUGGCGCCUAUCGACGAAGAUUCUACUCUGAGGAGAGGAAAGGAAACAAACAAAGUUCUGAGCUUGACGCGACGUCGAUAAAGGUAUCACCCUGGUGGGUCGUUGGUCCAGGGUCAGGGUUAGGGUCUGGUGAUCUCAUGGUCCAAAUGUCACACUACCCCCUUCCAAACCUCGUAUGUCGACGCAGGAGAUCAUGCGAGGCUCUUGUCAAGUUAACCAUGUCGUCGCUUUUUCCUUUUACCGUUUAACUCUCCAUGCUCCGCCACGUUAUCCUCCUGAUUCGGUUCGUCCAACUUAUCCUCGGCAGCGGCUUUUAUCCAGAUUGCCAAUCGCUUCGGCGGUCCUGCGGCAUCUUUGUACUUCUUGUGGAAGUCGUCAAGGGCUGUCGCUGAAUUCUUGAAGUUUUCAGCCGGGUACCACGUGUCGUCUGGAUCACAUCCUUGCCAUGCGACCUGGUAUUGCAAUAUCUUACUCCGGCUAAAUAAUCGGGACGCUAAAACUUUAUCGACCACAAACUCUGGUUCUCCGUUGAUCUCUUCUGGCGGAGGCGGCUCUCUUUUCUGUUGUGGUAAUGGGUCCAUUGCGGCUUUGCGGAGGCGGUCUGCGUGGAACAAAUUUUUUCCUUUAAACGAUUCAGGUACGUCCAAAACAUAGCUAUAUCCUCGUUCUUCUAGAAUCUGCCAUGGUCCGGUCCACUGUGAAUCCAAUCUGGUCGUCGGUGCGGUCGUCGGAAACCCUUUUUUCUUGACGAAAACAUAGUCGUUAACCCCAAAAUCUACUGGUCGCCGCUUUUUGUUGGCUUGUUCUUCCUGCCUCGCCUGCGUUUUUAGCGCGUUUUGGCGAGCCAACUCUUGGACUUCUUUAGUCUGGCGGACGAUCUGCAGCGCUUUUCGUUUCUGGUCUGAAUCAACGGUCGUGGUUGGCAGGUCGGUGGACAGCGGGUUUCGGGGUUCGGUCCCGAGCACUACCUUUAACGGGCACAUACCAAGGCUGGAAUGCCACGCGGCGUUGUGGGCAAAAUCCAAAGCAGGCAAAUGUACGCUCCAACUGGUCUGGUAUUUGUCGAUAUAAAACCGCAGCUUUUGGUCCAGUUCCUGGUUGGUUAUCUCUACGGCACCUUGUGUUUGAGGGUGCAGGGCGCUGCCGUGUCGGUGUUUAGUACCCGUGAGUUCAUUUAUCGUCGCCAUGAAUUCGGAGAUGAACGGCCCGGCGUUGUCGCUAAUCCAAACGAAAGGUAGUCCUAGGAAACGGUAUAGGUAUCGGUAAUAUCGGGAGGCCAGGAUUUCUGCUGUGUCGGUCUUCUGUCCUGGGAUGGUGGCUAUCAGGCGACUGAACUUGCAAACGAACACCCACACGUAGUCGUAUCCGAACUUGUCUUUGGGCAUGUCCUUUCCGUCAACUGCUACAUGUUCCCAAACGUAAUUCGGUAUCGGUAGCGGAUGCAAUAGGCCCGGGGUCUUGUCGUGUCUGCCUUUAUUUCGCUCGCAGUCGUGACAGUUUUUGAUGUAUUUCCGAAUGGUUUGACUCAUGCCCUCCCAAAAAUACCGUCUUUUGAUCAUUUGUAUCGUCUUGUUCUGUCCUGCGUGGGCGAAUAUUUUGGGCUCGUGAGCUUCACGGAUCAGAGCGGUCCUUAAAAAAAUCUGUCCGUCUAAAGUCGUUUCCGGGACGACUAGCUUUCCUUGGUGUUGGCCUAGCUUUUGCUUUUCGUUCUCUUGUCGUAUUAGGUCUACCAAAUCUGCGCCGCUCACCACGUGAGCGUUUGGGUCGGCAGUGCUGACGGCGGCCACCGUAGGUGUGAUCUUCUCAGGUGGGAUUAAAAUCAUUGUUCGUUCUUCUUUUUCCCGAGCUUUAACUGUUGGAAGGUCUGCCGUCUUGCGGGACAGGGCAUCGGCGGCUAUAUUGUCUUUGCCGCGGCGGUACUGAAACGUAAUGUUGAAGUUGGCCAGGAAAUCUGCCCAACGCACCUGUCGAGUCGAAAGGAGUCGUUUUGUGGAAUAGUAAACUAAAGCUUGGUGGUCUGUAACCACGAAAAAGCUUGUCCCUAACAAUUCUGGUUCGUAAUGUUUCAGCGUUUGAACCACUGCCAGCAGCUCUCGGUCUUGGAUCGGGUAUGCGCGUUCUGCUGGGGUCAUCGUUUUUGAGAAAUAUCCCACAGGCUUCCAUUCUCCACCCGGUUGCUGUUGCCAGAUUGCUCCGCCGGUCGCGUUGCGUGAGGCGUCGGUUUCUACCUUAGUCGGUCGGCCUGGGGUAAAAAAUGCCAUAACCGGUGCAUCGCAGGCUAAACGUUUCAUUUCCUCAAAUGCUCGCCUCUGUUCGGGGCCCAUAGCGAAUUUGGCGUCUUUCUUCAACAGUCGGUUCAACGGCUCAGCGACGCUGCUGGCAUGGUGGCAAAACAUUCGAAUGUAAUUGCACAAUCCCAAAAAGGAACGCACGGCUGUUUUGGACGUGAGGUCUUCGAACUUCCAAUCGCUAAUUGCCUGCAGUUUGUCUGGAUCGAUACGGAUGCCCAGACCUGCGUCCAUAACGAUGCCAAGAUAAUCGACCGUGGUAACGUUGAAUCGAGACUUUUUAAUAUCUCCCUGGAGGUCGACUCGGCUUAAUCGGUAAAUAACCUCUUCUACUUGGUCCCAAUGUUCUUCUUCGUUUCCGUCGGAAUAAACCAAAACAUCGUCGGCGUAUGCGCUGGCGAACAAGUCCAAAAGUUCAUUUAGCUGAGCGUUGAUAAAUGACUGCCACCAAGCUGGGCCGACCUUUAGCCCAAAGGGAAGCACCUUCCAUUGAAAGGUGCCCUGUCGGGUGCGAAAAGCAGUGAGGUACUCUGAGCCAACCGCCAUACGUAACCGGUUAAAAGCUCGAAUAAUGUCGAUUUUUGUAAACCUCUUUGCAUUGCGACAAUUAAAAAUAGUUCCGUUGACAUCCGGGGCUGGUACGAAUCGAUCUUUCAAAAACUGGUUGAUCCAUCGGUAGUCGGUGCAAAAACGGCGUUCUUUGGAGUGUGGUUUAGGUACGAACAGGACAGGCGCUGGGUCGGCCUGCAUACAGGGUUCGAUAAACCCAAUGCGCAGCAGCUCGUCGACUGUUUCCUUUUCGAGCGGCAGGAAUUCCACAGGUGUCCUGUACGUCGGAGGCGAUCCUGUUUUCGGCUUGUCUAGCUCCAAAAUUACAUCGUGCCCUGGGCGAUGUGGAGGCAGGUUGGUGGAAGCUGCUUUCGAAAAGAAUCCCUCCAGGUGAGCGAGUCGGGAUGGCAGUUUGCUUCGGACCAGUUCGACAUGGUCGGGGUCUUCAUCUUCCGGGAACGGGAUUGGUUCUCCCUUGUUGGUUUUCCAUUGGUACGAACGGCCGACGGCAGAUAGGCUGAUGGCGGGUUUUUCGGGUCCAAUUUCUAACGUGAUGGGCUGCGUGGGUAUUGGGCACGAUUUCCAUCGCUUUUGUCGGGGGUCGGUGUCCAGUUUGUGUUGAAGGGCGGCUAUGUUUACAACGUCUCGGUCCUCACCCAAGACGACCGGGGUCGUUGGUCUGGGUUCUAAAAAGGUUGUUUGGCGCCACGGUCGUCGAAGUAUUUGCACCCUUUUGGUUUCCCGUUCGAAUGCUCGGUCGCGCCGCUCGGCAUCGGCUUGUGCAACCGGAUCGGGCUUGUCCAACAUGUUCGGAAGUCUAAUGGCUGGCGAGAAUUUUGCCAGCGACGGUGUCCUUUCAGGCCAUGCGAACGUUUGCGUUUUCGGGUGGAUCCAAACAUCCUGUUCAACUAGCCAAUCCUGCCCAAUAAACAUAUCAUGCCCACUUUCCGUCACGUAAAACAUUUGGUUGCUGAAACGGCGUCCAUCGAUUUCCAAGGUCGCUUUUAGUUUGUGCGUAAUGCGUCCUGCGUCCUGUUUGCGGUAGUCCGACAAAAGUAGCGGGGUUUUUAACCUUUGAAGCCGGGCUCCUAGCCGUUCUGCGGCUUGUUUAGCGAUUGCUGGGCUGAUCAAAAGAGAAAUGUCUGCUCCGGUGUCACAAAGAGCUUUAACUGAUAGUGCUACGCCAUUAACCUGUAUCUGAGUUCGAAUGAUGAAAGAUUUAGGUCGUGGGUUACUACCAAUUUGAGCUAUCGUAGACAUCUGGACCACCGAGGAGGCUUGCGGCGGUCUCACUCUUUUCCCGAUUCGUCUGUGGUUUCCGAAUCUAAGCUACUCGUUUGUUGCUUCGGCUUCACUGCUUUGACAUCCCUUAUUCUCUCUUUUUCGGGACAAUCUUUGGAAUUAUGGCCACCCCUUCCGCACAUAAAACAGGUGUUGGCAUCCCAAUGCGCCUUUUUCUCCUCAUAAGUCAGUGAGCGACCGGCCUUAGCCAUCGUAAUUGGUUCCGUUCUAUCCCCUUGAUAAUUUUUGGGCUUGUAGCGCGAACGGACUUUCGUCGAAGCUGUUUUCUGCCUGCUCCGGGUCUCGUUCUUCGUGCUGGUUUUGUCGGUGCUCUCUCGGUCUUUGCGCCUUUCUUGUGCCAGUUGGUUGCUGUAGACGGCUUUGGUAACGUACUGGCAAAACGUCUCGUAGUCUAUGUCGAUGUUCUCACUAUCGUGCAGCAGACGGUGAUCGAGGUCGGCGGGUAUACAUCCCCACAAGGUUUGCUUCCAGUCUUCUUCCCGAACCUUUGCUUGCUGGGCUAGUGAAUUAAACGUGGCAAUAAACUCGUGGAUAUCUUGGCCCUUGCCUAGCUCAAACUCGUGUUUCUUAAGGGCUUCUCUGGCAGCUAUGGACUGGUUGGGGUCGUGGUACAUAGAUUCUAGGAUUUGGAUCAUUUCGGCUGCUGAUGAAAAGGGGCGUGUAACUGAAACGUAACGAGUAAUCAUUGCUUUCUCGGCUUUGUCCUCGAGCAAAUUCAUCAGGUAACGCAUCCGACUUUUCUCAGUCCUAAAAAUGGCGACAUCUUCUUCGAAUUUGUCGGCCACCUUUAUCAGCCAGCUAUCAAAUUGCGUCUUGUCUCCUGCGAACUUUGGGGGUGAAUCGGCUCUGGCUUUUGCUUUGUCAUUGUAAGCAGGGUUGAUGCCGCCUGUUCCUUGGAACUCGGUAAAGGCUGGCCAAGCGGCCAUCCCUUUUGCUUUGAAACUCGUUCCGCCGAAUGCACUUUCCACUGAUGGCUCUCGGUGCCUUAAUUCUCGGUAGGGCCUGGGACUGGGUGUGUCGUUUCUCAACGCGUUUCUUAGCCUAAGUAUUUCCGCUUCUAGCCUAGCGAUCUCGCUGGCUGGGUCGUUUGCGUCGCCCAUCAUUCUGGGGUUGUUUUCUUGUGCGUUCACGUUGAGCUCCGGGGACCGCGAAGAAGAUGCAACUUCGAUUUCGUCCUCGACACUGGACUUGGUGCCUGGGCGUGAGUCUGUUUCGCUUUCUGAUCGGGUCGGGUCGUCGAUGGGGCGGUCUGUUUGCUCCGUCUGGUUCGUAAUCAAUCUUUGUGAUUUCCUGCUCGCAGGUGGAUGGUCCUUCAGCCUGGGCAUAGGUCGGAUCGGUCGUGGUCGGGGACUGGAAUUGACGUUCCUGUCGAACUCCGGUCGGGUCGGGUCUGUCGGGUGCGGAUUUAUUUUCGUCGCUCGCCAGCGGCGUAAAGAUAGGUUGUUGCGCCUUAUUUGUUAAUCGCUAGGCCAGCGAUUCUUUAGAGAGUAGAAUUGUGUCACGGCCAGGGUAAGCAUAGCACGGAAGCUAGUCUAUUGGCGCCUAUCGACGAAGAUUCUACUCUGAGGAGAGGAAAGGAAACAAACAAAGUUCUGAGCUUGACGCGACGUCGA
Pyricularia oryzae 70-15 is the source of this 8566-nucleotide messenger RNA. Its product is annotated as cyclic nucleotide-binding domain-containing protein 1. NCBI's taxonomy places the organism in Eukaryota, Fungi, Ascomycota, Sordariomycetes, Magnaporthales, Pyriculariaceae. Bases 1272 to 2792 code for a protein of 506 amino acids. Gene Ontology annotation, molecular function: protein-containing complex binding. The record is from RefSeq and is a predicted model, not a curated record. The transcript has 2 exons.